This is a messenger RNA of Malaclemys terrapin pileata, 993 nucleotides long. It is a transcript of the gene TRO, whose product is annotated as trophinin. Lineage: Eukaryota; Metazoa; Chordata; Testudines; Emydidae. Gene Ontology annotation, cellular component: nucleus. The record is from RefSeq and is a predicted model, not a curated record.
AUGGUGCCAGGCGCUGCACAGAUGCCCGUCACCAACAGGUGCCCCUUGUGCCAGGUGGACAACGUGGCCCGGGAAGAGGACGACGCGCUGACCCAGACCCAGACCCCCAGCCAGGUGCAGCGCAACUUGGAGAGAGUCGGGGCUCAAGUGGAUCAGAAGCUGAGUAAAUUGAUGCAAUUCCAGCUGGUCAAGGAUUAGAAGAAAAUCCCCAUCAGACUGGCAAGUGUUCUGAAGAAUCCCAUCAAAGACUGCAAAGAGGUCUACUCCGAGAUCACUAACCUAGCCAGCAGGACCCUCGGGCAGGUGUUUGGGCUGCAACUGGUGGAGAUAGACAACAAGCAUCACAUCUACAUCCUGGUGAGCAACCUGCCGCGCCUGGAUGGGGAGAACCUGAAACAGGACCAUCGCACGGCCAAGCUGGACUUCCUCAUCGUCCUCAGCUUCAUCUUCAUGAAGGGCAAUGGUGCUAAGGAGUGUAAGCCCCGCCCUUCCCUGUGGGCCCCGCCUCCUGACGGACAGGCUCUCUCUGCCCUUUCAGCUGAUGUGUGCAGGUUGAACCCAGAGCCGGGAAACAGACACGAGGUCUUUGGGGAUGUCAGGGAGUUGGUGACUGUGGAAUUUGUCCAGCAAAAGUACCUGGAGUACAGCCCCAUGCCCAGCACGGACCUGGCCAAGUUCGAGCCCCAAUGGGGGCUGCGGGCCACCAAGGAGACCUCCAAGAUGCAGAUCCUACACUUGGUUGCCAAGAUCCAGAGCAAGGACCCCACUGCCUGGACCGCGGCAGCUGCAGAGGCCCUGUCCUGCAACACUAGUGCCCCUGGAGCCGCUGGUGGGGCCAGCCAGGGGGCACGCAGGAGGAAGCAGUCAGCCUCGGCCACUUCACCCAUCCACCCCACAGCGCCUUGUGAACCAGCGGCCCCGGGAGCAGGGGCCUCUGCCCACGCUGAGCCCAGCGCCCAAGGAUCCCCUGGGACACUGCCUUUGCCCUCCUGA